This is a messenger RNA of Trypanosoma grayi, 324 nucleotides long. RefSeq lists its product as hypothetical. The transcript has a single exon. The record is from RefSeq and is a predicted model, not a curated record. Bases 1 to 324 code for a protein of 107 amino acids. Lineage: Eukaryota; Euglenozoa; Kinetoplastea; Trypanosomatida; Trypanosomatidae.
AUGUCGUUCCUGUGGCUGGCGGUGUCCACUGUGUUUUAUGGCGUUGCAGGGCGUGAGUGUGAACGGCCCAAUCGCUCUGCGGUGAUACCGGAGGAACACAGUAGCUUUAAGGAGUUCUUUAUGAGCGAUCUACGUGCCCGCGUUCUACAGUACACAAUGCACCCCCAUUCCGAGUUAGCGGGUGGGAAGACCCCUUCUGGUUACCAGACGUAUUUGCGGCAAAUCAAACGCUGGGCGGAUGAGGAGAAUGAGGGGGAAGGGGCUCUGCAACCUCGGGCGGCUCAGGCAUUCAACUACAGCCCUGGAAAUGUGAAUAAAGCUUAA